Molecule: messenger RNA, 1109 nt
Organism: Hypanus sabinus (Atlantic stingray)
Lineage: Eukaryota; Metazoa; Chordata; Chondrichthyes; Myliobatiformes; Dasyatidae
Gene: pex11g
Product: peroxisomal biogenesis factor 11 gamma
Exons: 5
Coding region: 38-745 (235 amino acids)
Biological process (GO): peroxisome fission
Cellular component (GO): peroxisomal membrane
Source: RefSeq, a predicted model, not a curated record
UUGAGACCAAACUCCAGCAGAGAGAGGGCACCUGAGCAUGGAGGCGGUGGCCAGCGCGCUAGAGUUAUACCGGGGUCGGGACCGAUUAGUGCGCACCGUCUGCUACAGCGCCAGGCUGCUGGGCGGUCUGCAGUUGGCAUCGAGGAAUGGCCGCCCGGAACUGGACCGCCGGCUGCUGCGCCUGUCGCAGGAGCUCAGCAAUUGCCGAGCAACGCUGCGGCUCUUUGACGACCUGUCCAUGUUCCUGUACUCGCGAGAAUACGGCCUGGGCGCCGCGGAGGAAGAUGCUGUUGUUCGCUGGUUGUCCAUAGUUGCAAACAUGGCAGAUCAGCUCUUCUACCCCUGUGAGCACCUGGCUUGGGCUGCAGAUUACAAACUCCUCAGUGUCAACUCUAGCAAGUGGUGGACACUUAGUAAUGUGAUGUGGAGUCUGUCGCUGGUGCUGGGAACUUUACGAUCUUUAAGAGUUCUGCAGCUGCUGAAGAAAAAAUUGAAAAAGGAUCAAAAGGGCCACCUUGGAACAGAAGAACUGAGGGCACUACACAAGUAUCGGGUCCGGAAACGAGCAGAAACCCUCAACCUCAUCAGCAACCUGAGUGACCUGGCCAAUGCUGUGCAUUGGAUGCCACCUGGCUUCCUGUGGGCAGGACGCUUCCCAGAGUGGCUGGUCGGACUAUUGGGCACAAUCUCUUCCCUGAUCAGUCUCCGUCAGAUGUGUGUGAGCAAUGCCAGCAAGGACCCUUGAGAAGAUGGUUUUUUCACAUUGACCUGAGUCAAAUCUCUUGCCACAGAAAGAAAAAUCCAGUUACAUUUAUUCACCAGGGCUCUUUGAGAAGUUUUCAAGCUUUCCCCAUCACCUCGUGGACAAGACUUUGCAUCAAAGUGAGCAGUGAAAGUCUGGGAUCCAAUUUCUGACCUAUGCAGUGGAUUACUAAUCCUUCAGAGACUGGCUCUGGAUCACUGAUUUUUGCCAAUCAUGGUUAAGGCUUCACCAAGAAGACUUGAGAACUGGCAGACUCUAGGAGAGACAGCUUCCUGGAGAAGAGCAAAGGUUCAAUACCAGUCUGAAAUAAAGUUUGGCAGCCUGUGGAUGUAUUAGUUUAAUUCCA